Molecule: messenger RNA, 1762 nt
Organism: Danio rerio (zebrafish)
Lineage: Eukaryota; Metazoa; Chordata; Actinopteri; Cypriniformes; Danionidae
Gene: cldn8.2
Product: claudin 8.2
Cellular component (GO): bicellular tight junction; plasma membrane; membrane
Molecular function (GO): structural molecule activity
Source: RefSeq, marked predicted
GCGCGUUUUCAUUCCAGGCCUCAAACAAGCCUCUAUUUCAGCUAAAGUGUCCAUUAAUGCCCCAUAAGUAUUUCCCAUAGUAUGUAUAGCGGCUCUUUGUGGACAGAAAUGAAACUUAUCUGUCUAGUGAAAGUAAAGUGUGUAAUAUCGACUGAGUAGCUUUCUAUAAGUCACCUGCAGCUUGUGUCGCUGUUGUUUUGAUUGGUUUGUCGUGUGAAACUCAAGUCACACAUGGUUUCCCAGCGGCUCGACCCGUCAGACAGAUGUUUGAAAUCGAAAGAAGACAAACUUUACACUUUACACGUUUGUACUUUACAGCAAUGUGAUUUGGAUCAAAAUGAAGAUGUUUGAAACUGAAAGAAGACCAAUUCUCAGUUUGUACUUUACAGCCAUGUGAUUUGGAUCAAAAUGAGGGAACGCCGUUGUGACAGAGAACGUCUUUCUGUCUUGGUACUCAACAAUCAUGUCUUACACGGCUGGCUCGUACACAGCCAAAUCCUACGCGGACAAAUCCUACGCAGACAAAUCCUACGCGGACAAGUCCUACGCGUACACAGGCUACACAGAUGAGAAAUCUGCACAGGAGGCCUACGAUGAGCAGCUCAAGAAGGAGAAAAGAAAGAGGCGGGAUUCGAUGUGCUGCGAAGUUGUCGCGCUCAUCAUCGGGUUUGUCGGAUUGAUCGGAGUCGCAGCCGUCACCGGUCUCCCCAUGUGGAAAGUGACCGCUUUCAUCCAGGAGAACAUCAUCGUGAUGGAGACCCGCUGGGAGGGUUUAUGGAUGAACUGCUACAGGCAAGCCAACAUCCGAAUGCAAUGCAAAGUGUAUGAUUCUCUGCUGUAUCUUCCCCCGGAUCUCCAAGCAGCCAGGGGUCUUAUGUGCUCCUCUGUUGCUUUGACCGCCAUCGGUUGCAUUGUGGCCACCGUCGGCAUGCGUUGCACCCGUCUGGUCGAUUCCCGGCCCAAAGUAAAGCACAUCGUUCUGGUGAGCGGAGGCUGUUUGUUUUUGGCUGGAUGCUUGACCACUAUUAUUCCAGUGUCGUGGACUGCUCAUGUGAUCAUACAAGACUUCUACAACCCUUUGCUUAUCGAUGCACAGCGUAGAGAGCUUGGCGAGGCUUUAUAUGUCGGAUGGGUCACUUCUGCUCUGCUUUUCAUCGCCGGUGUGAUUCUGCUUUGUCGACAUGCACCAAGAACCCAAGCCAAAGAAGACAUGGCUACUGUCUUGUAUCGUGCCGGAUCGGCUCCCUAUAACUACUCUUAUGCGCCCGGAUAUGGAUACCAGCCUCCUUACGGAUACCAGCCUGGGUAUACCUAUCAGCCGACGUAUUCCCCAGUCCCGCCGACAGUCUACAGCCAGCCCAGAUACUAAGAGACAGUAAAUAAAUGAAAGAACUUGAGAAGAAUCUGGGUUGAAGAAAGCAGGACUGUUGAUGAAGAAUCAUUGUCGAUUAUGUCUGACUGUAUAUAUGAGCUGUAUGAUGAUUUAAAUGCAUUUCUUUAUUAUAGACUGUUCAUUAUUUACAUUUAUACAUGUGCUAGAAUUUAAAAGCCACAUGUGGGAUAUUUCCACACAGCAUUUAAUGUUGACAUAGAGUAGUCGACGUUUGAAGUGGUUCACAUCUCAAGACAAGAAAUGGAUGUUUUUGAUGAAAUGUUUUGUUCUGCUUCAAAUGUUGUUCGCUCUUUAUGUUUUUGUAUUGACGUUGUAUAUUUUAAAGCACUGGUUUGACUUUAAAUGUAUUAAAAAGGAGUGUCAAACGAA